Messenger RNA from Colletotrichum acutatum, 1026 nucleotides. RefSeq names its product inosine triphosphate pyrophosphatase-like protein. The transcript has 2 exons. NCBI's taxonomy places the organism in Eukaryota, Fungi, Ascomycota, Sordariomycetes, Glomerellales, Glomerellaceae. The record is from RefSeq and is a predicted model, not a curated record. The coding region runs from base 159 to 713 and encodes 184 amino acids. Gene Ontology annotation, biological process: thiamine metabolic process. Gene Ontology annotation, molecular function: ribonucleoside triphosphate phosphatase activity.
ACAAUAGCAACCUCACUUUACCGUUGAUUUCAUACCAACAUACCUCCAUCUUUCCGAGUCUCCAUUGUGACCACAAAUCCCAGCAUCGCAGCCCGCGACAUUGUCCAGCAACCUGCUUUACCUUCUUCCAUAUCACAGCACCAACCACCACAGCAAACAUGGCAUCAUCUAUCUCAAUCAUCGUCGCCUCCAAAAACCCAGUCAAAGUCCAAGCAGCAAAACUCGGCUUCGAAUCAGCUCUCCCAGACGCAACCUACACCGUCCGCGGCAUCAGCGUCCCCUCGGGCGUCCCAGACCAGCCCCUCUCCGACGAAGAGACCCUCCGCGGGGCCCUGAACCGCGCCCGCAACGCUCAGGAAGUCGAGAAGGACGCAGACUACUGGAUCGGCCUCGAGGGCGGCAUCGACAUGCCGGCCGACCAAAGUGCCCCCAUCAUGAACUUUGCCUGGAUCGUCGUCAUCAGCCGCGACGGACGCGUGGGCAAGGCAAGGACCGGCGCGUAUUACCUCCCCGAGGAGAGUGCUGCGUUACUUCGCCAGGGCAUGGAGUUGGGGCAUGCGGAUGAUUUGAUCUUUGGCCAGACGAAUAACAAGCAGAGCAAGGGGUCUGUUGGCAUGUUGACGGAUGGUGUCAUUGAUCGGACGUCGUACUAUCACCAUGCUGUCAUUCUAGCCCUGAUUCCCUUUAAGAAUAAGACCCUGACGUUUGUCUGAAUAUCUGGGGCAAGUGCGAGGCAGCAGCAGCCUUUCCAACGUUCUGGUAUCUUCUCUGGUCUCCCUCAACACUUGAUAUCGAGGCAGAUGAGAUGUGCAGGGAACAUAAGCUCAACUGGAAGCUAUCACCCAGCUCUACAUACACUAGAGAUGAGCACAUCAAGUCCCACAGAUUUCAAUGCACCAGACUCGGCCGACCUGAAUGCAAUCAAUCGCUCUUGGGCCAGGCCAGCAGGGCCUGCUCUUGCCCUUACUCGAAGGCAUUAUCUAGUAAUUCCUACCAGAAUUUUGUUGCAUCGGUUACACUCGAUUA